Molecule: messenger RNA, 3292 nt
Organism: Patiria miniata (bat star)
Lineage: Eukaryota; Metazoa; Echinodermata; Asteroidea; Valvatida; Asterinidae
Product: protein sel-1 homolog 3-like
Exons: 22
Coding region: 638-3292 (884 amino acids)
Molecular function (GO): protein binding
Source: RefSeq, a predicted model, not a curated record
AACUUGCAUUUGGUGAUACAUGUAGUUGGUUGAUGAACUGUGCGUAUGGAGUACUACCGAGAGAGCUCGUCACGAGCUACACGUCCAAUUGAGAAAACUUUCUUGGGCACACGUACACGAUCAUGGCGAGUGCGGAGUAUCCAUUCGUUUUCUGCGCAUUAUUUCUCUCAAUAUCAACAUUUCUUGAUAACAAGCAUCUAGCCAAAGCGUUCUUGGAGCAUCACAAUCCGCAUGCUGCCAAACCCCACUUCCUUCCCCAUGAACACACCAGGAUACACAACGAUGCCUUGAGACAAGCCCAAAGCACUCUCUCCGUGGUCAUCGACCCCGCCAAACCCCAUCUCAGCUCCUUCGUCCGCAUCGUGAACCCCAUCGAAGUGUUCGACGGCGGUAAACACCUUGCUCACAUCGAGUACUCCUGCAGCGAUGGUGAUCUCAUUGCUGUUCAGAUUUUCCUCCAAUCGGACGACAUCCCGGAAAGCCCGCUGAGGGUUUUCCACCACGAUUGGACGUGCAGUCGUUACGCGAGCGGCACGCGCAGAGCCUACGUGCAGCUGACGUUGCCCGAAUGGCUGACGUACCGACCGGAUAACUUGCAACCACUUGCUUUCAACGUGAUCGGUCUGGAGCUGAAAGUAUGGAUCUCAGCAAACGACAGAUCCUGAGCUGCGUCCAUUGGAACAAUUUGAAUUGUUAUGAGAAGGCUCAUGUCAAGGGUGUGUAUCCAGUGAAAGUCCUUCCAGUUUAUCAACGGCAAAGGAGGAAUUAUGAGGCCAAUAUGUGCUUGUCCUGGGAUGCCUGGAUAAAACUCAAGUAUUUCAACGAGGGAAAAGUACUCAGGUGUGAAGUCGAAAAAGAGAAUGUACAACUGGUGGAUUUUCCAGUGGCUUUCUCCGAUGCUAAUUCAGGGAUUACCAAGGACUUGCCUCCAUUCCAAGACAUCGGCUUGAUCAACCAGCAGCAGAGACACAGGUUCAACCCUCAAUUCACGAUAUCCACGAUGGUCUAUCUUCUUGAGUACUGCCGCUCUGAUCUGUGUAGCAUCAUGCAUCGUAAAAGCCAGACAAAUAAUAAUUACAUCACACCUUUACUCUUCCUCACCAGAAAAGGCUUAAUACACGUACAGGUGGUGCUUGAGAAUGGUCAGGCAUUUGGAAUGCUAAGCAACUAUCGGAUCCCAUUGAAGCAAUGGGUGCGUGUAGUCUACAAACAAGAUGGGAGCAAGUGGACCUUAUCAGUGAGCAGUGGACACAACUUGACAAACGUGGUCGUGAGCGGCAGUAUGUUCCCCAAGCCUGUGCGGUAUGAGGAGGGGGAGGGGCUUAUCUAUCUGGGAGGGAGUAGUGUCUCUAAGGCAUUCCGGGGAUUCAUAGCGGAUACCUGGCUGUGGAGGACUACAGUGGCUAAAAAGGAUCCACAUUUGAAUUCUUCAAGUCCUAUCCUGAUGGAUAGGAUCAGUUCUUACAUCACAAGCUGCGAUGCGCUACAGGAGAGAAUGCUGACUGUAUACGAGACGUAUCAGAGCCAACGGCUGUCGCUCAUUCCACAGAAUUCCUGCAGCAAUUCCCUGUCAUCACUUCUUCCGUCCUCAUCCCAAUCGUCAUCAUCAUCCGACAUUCAUCCACCGGUAUGCCAACCCUGGGAGAGACGUCCUCCUAAGGGCUACAGACAUCUAUGGUCUGCACUCAAGACUGCUGCCUGGCGAAGCAAGUACUAUAAGGAGAGUUUUGAGUUCAUUGGUAGGAGGCUGCAUGAGAAGGCCCUACAGUAUCUGGCUGCUGGUGGUUUGUCAACAAUUCCAGUCAUCCUCCCCGUCCUCCGCCAGGCUAGUUGCUAUGGUAACCACAAAUCCUCCUACAUGCUGGGCACGUUGUACGCCGGAGGAAUCAACGUCGAUGCAGACCAGAAUGAGGCAUAUCUAUAUUGGCUGGUUGCCGCACAGGCAGGGAACCGGUUAGCCAUGCUUGCAUUGGCCAAUCAUCAUUACCAAGGGCUGAACGCGGCAUCCAAAGAUUAUGACUUCUCGUACAAUUACUUGAAGAGGUUGGCAGAUUUGACAGUUAAAGAUCGAGAGAGACAUGAUGCUGAUGGGGUUUUGACGGAGUAUGUGAGGUUGACAGACACCGACUCACUACAGGUGCACAAAGGAGAGGGUGGCGACCACUUCCUGUGGUUGAAGUACCAAGCAACCAAAGGCAUAGCACAGGCACAGCUUGAUAUGGCCCGCAUACUAUUCUGGGGGCAGAGGGGCAUAGACCGGGACGUCCAGCAGGCCGUUGACCUUUACCGAUUGUAUUUAAUGGAGAAUCCAUUGGAUGAGGUUGUGCAGUAUGACUAUGGGAUCAUUCAUCUACAGGGACAAGGAACAGAGAAAAAUGUUGAGAAGGCUCUGGAACAUCUGAACAAAUCUGCAGAAUUGGGCCAUGCACCGGCCUACACGGCACUCGGUUGGUACGCCAUCAAUUUCCAGCGAGACAUGAAAGCAGCCGCUAAGUACUUUGACAUCGCGGCCAGAAUGGGGCACAGGGACGCAAUGCACAACCUGGGAUAUAUGUACAAGUCUGGUCAGUACCCAGGCAAACCUGCAGAUGAGGCCAAGGCCCUGCUGUAUUUCCAGAAAGCUGCCGACCGUGGACACAUAGACUCUGCAGGGGUGGUAGCUGAGAUCUACAGCCAAGGAUCUACCGGUGUGGAACGCAGUAGCUAUAAAGCAGUCUUCUGGUCUCGCUUGGUGUGUGAGCAGAAUCCAGAGAUAGGGAUGGCGUUACGCAAAGGCCUGGACGCGUAUCUAGAAGGAUCGUGGGGUGAGAGUAUCGUGUACUACAUGAUGGUAGCUGAGACGGGCCUAGAGGUUGCUCAGUUCAACCUAGCACAUCUCUGUGAGGAGGACCAUGAUGGUCAAGUCUCAGCCUACGUCAGGACCGACUGUGUCUGGAAGUACUACAACCUGUCCAGCCAUGCUACACAACCACACGUUAUCUCCCAGCUGAAGAUGGGUGAUUUCUAUUAUUAUGGACACCAUGGAGAUGAAGACAAGAGCAGCGCUGUGCGGUACUAUGCAAUGGCUGCCAAGAGACAUGAACCACAGGCACAGUUCAAUCUUGCCUAUCUUGUAGAGGAAGGCACACAGAUUGACACUACCGUCUGGAAGAGUCUUCGCGUUCCUAGUGAUGUCUACAAUACAGAUGAUAAGACACAGCUUAUUAUGACACUAUACAGGAGGUGUCGAGACGGAGGUAACAAGAUUCCUACCUGCCGUGUGGCCUGGCUUUGCUUCGAGUACAACUCUUGA